Messenger RNA from Naegleria fowleri, 4170 nucleotides. RefSeq lists its product as uncharacterized. The record is from RefSeq and is a predicted model, not a curated record. Lineage: Eukaryota; Heterolobosea; Eutetramitea; Acrasida; Naegleriidae. Gene Ontology annotation, biological process: regulation of transcription by RNA polymerase II. The transcript has 2 exons. Bases 1 to 4170 code for a protein of 1389 amino acids. Gene Ontology annotation, cellular component: mediator complex. Gene Ontology annotation, molecular function: transcription coregulator activity.
AUGAGUAACCCAACAAAUCCACCACCCUCUUCCUCCUCCUCGGUUGUUGGCCAACAUCACCCACAACAACGACCGUAUCAUGCUGUAUCUGGAGGAUCUUCUCAUCAACCACCUCAUAUGAUGCAGCAUGGUUCUGCUUCGGUUUCAUCAAUGGCAUCAUCGGGUCAGGGUGGCAGCAGUAGUGGAUCAUUAUCGGCGGCGGCGGGUGGAGGAUUUGCUCAACAACAUUCAUCAUCAUCGACGAGUCGACCACCUGGUCAAUACCCACCCAGAUCUGGUCAAAACACUGUACAAAAUUCGAGUCGACCACCCAAUCCUGUUGCAAGAGGUUCAAGCAGCAUGAAUCCGAAUAUAACCAGUAGUAGACCACCCACAAAAAAACAUCCACCGAAUCAACCAUACAAUACAACAACGUCUUCUCAUUAUCAUCACGGUGGAAUAACAAACAUUUCUGGAUAUAAUCAAACGCAGCCUACAGGGACAAAACUAAAAUGUGGAAAGGUUGAAGUGGAUCUUCUCUCACCAAAAUUGGGCUUUCCGGAUGUAUAUCCUUGCGAGCAACAUUCCAGAAUACCGGAAGUUACAUUUUCAUCAACUUUUUCAAGAGAGGGAUAUGUUGACAAAACAUUUUCAAAAAUCGAUCAUCAAGAAAUUAAUGCUUUUGGAAGUUUUUUUUUAGAUUCUUCUUUUUUUGCAAAUCUGGAGAGAUGUGAACAAACUUUGAGAGAGGAACACAAAUCAUUCUCUACUAACAAGACAAGAGAGGAAAUGAAACAACGGUUCGACAAUGCUGUUAAUUCAUGCAAUUGUACUGCUACAACCACAUUCUUUCCAAAAACAGUUGAAAAUUUUAACAUCAUGUUUAAAGCAUUGGCAGGAAAACCUGAAGAGCAGAAGCGACCCAUGAAUAACGCUACUUCACCAAGAGUACCUCUGAGAGAACUUGUGUCAAAAGUGGCCAAAUAUUUUGUAAAAGCGAACUUCUUCGAGAUACUUGCGCAAAACAACAUUCCGUACUUUAGAGCACUAUGGUAUACCAAGAUUUUAAUACGAGACAAUUCAGCUGGAUCAAAUGUUAAUGUUAAAGACUUAAGUUUGGACUUAACAAACAAGCUUUGCGAGCACAUAUUGAACAUUUGCUCUGAAGAAAGCGCCGAUCCAAAGAAGCGUCAAUCUGUUAUGUAUACCAUUAAUUUUCUUGCCUAUUGCCUUGAAGAGAAGAUGCUAAACGAGUCCGUUUUGUGUCAAAAGCUGCUUGAAAUGCUUGAAUCAAAAUUUGGUUUAAAACCAAAGGCAAGCAAAGAUGUACCUCUCAUGGACGCUUAUUUCUUCUCAUUACUUUCCAUCAAAUCAAACGACCAAAUUUUCCAAAAUCUAACCAAUACCAUCAACUCUUCCAAAAAAGUUGGACCUGUCACCAAAUUUUAUAUUUUACAAUUUUUUAAAUUAUAUAUGACCUAUUCGUCAGAUCCUAAAUUUUCCUUCGAGGUUUAUCGAAGAUUGAACCCUGGCCAACAGCAAUUAUCCAUAGAUAAUGUAAAACACUUGAUCUACAAGACAAAGGAUGAUAUAUUUGCAAUUAAUGUACUAGAUAGAACGGAUUGCAACAUAUCUGAGCUUUACAACAUUUUACUAUACAACAAAGAUAUUGGUGUACAUCUAAUAUCUAGCAUUUGUGAAUGGGCAAUAACACCAAAAAGGCAACAGAAUCAUAGACCUUAUGUUGCCGGAACACUGGUUAAUUAUUUCAUCAAACAGAACCCUGCAUUGAAAAAACAAGUGGAGGAAUCACUAUUUAAGGAGGUUUUAAGCUAUUGUGAAGAAUCCUCUGAAGAUACUUCGUUGAAUAUUAUCAAACUAUUCAAUGAAUUGAUUUUGCAAAAUAAUUUUUCAAUCAGUGAAUACAUCAAGUAUUUAACAGCAAGAGGCUUUAACGUAUCAAAAACGGACAAGUUUAACACCACACAUUCCUAUAUUCUUAGAAACCUUCCUUCAUACGACUCUCUCACCAAGAACAAGAUCAAUUCUAAAUUAUAUGGACCAAGGUUUGACUCUGACAAUUCUGAAGCAAAGAAAAUUCAAACUUCGCAAAACGAUAUCAAGGAAAAUAUUUCAAAGAUUAUUUAUGGAAGUCUUAGCCAGAAUGAUAUGGAUGAGACUGUAAAAGCAGUCAUCAGCUCUAUUCGGGAGCUACCCUUGAAAGGUGCUCAAUUUGAAAUUACUCAGUGGAUAUCUGAUGAGCUGAAGUCUCUUGACUCCAGCCUGUUAAGUGAAGAUAUUAUCGAUAAUUUACUUGCGAUAACUCUUGCAGUUUCAAACUAUAGAGCUUUUAGAGAUAUCAUUUUUAAUAUUCUUAACAAGCUCGUUAGUGGAGAGUGCAAGUUUUUUGGCCUCGAGAUGAAGCUAUUCUCUAUUAUUAGAAAUGGUAUACAGCUAUUUAUUGCACUGGAUGACUCUGAAAUGAUUGACUUGUUCCAAAAGCGAUACAAAACCAUCAACAACCGAAACUUCCAAAUCGUUAUUUAUAAGUACUUGACGGAAAUUAGUUCAUCCCCCAACUGUGAGGCCUUCAAGGCUAAAAUUUCCAAGUUUAUUUCUGUGGUAGAAAAUCUUUACACUCCACCAGCUCCGCUGAAUAUGGAUUUUACUUUGACCCCAAUGACAACUCAUCCAUUCAUUGAGUAUGUCAAGAAAGAAGGUGCAAACCUAAUUCACACGAGCCCAUCCUCUCUCGUUUCAGAAUAUACUCUUAGCAAUCCUCAGAGAUUCACACAAGAGCAAGUAUUCAUACUAUUGCAAGUAUUGUUUGCACAAUACCAUCAACACAAACAUGCCUUCUUCAUUCGAUUAUUACGGGAUAUGUCUCUUCAAAGUGCCUUGUUUGAGAACUCUGCCAUUAUCGAAUGCUUAACUCACUUCAUUGUUCAGAUUUUAGAUGAUCCUCAUUCUACAACAGACCUUAUUGUUUCCCUCAUUCAAUUUAUCAUAGAAAGUAUUACGAACGGCCUUCUUUCGGGAUAUACCUUUCUUAACAAUAUUUUAUUCAGAGUCUUUGAUUUAUUGAUGCAGAAAAUCAUCAAUCUGAAGAAUAUACCCAAUCCUCCCAAAACCUUCAUUUUCUUUUACAUCUAUUUCUUACGAAUUUUUGUCAAUUUUUCCUUUAGCACCACGAAUGAAAAGAUUAGUGCAUUGAUGACUGAAUGUGAAAUUCCAGCUGACUCAGUAGCCUCAAUCGAUCAACAUAUUUAUUCUAAUAUUAUUACCAACACAUUUUAUGACUUCCUAGGGCCUUUUGAAUCGAAAGAACUGAUUUCUAAACUUGCUGUUUAUUGUAAAAACCUUUACAAAGAGGCUAUAUCUAGUCAUGGCGAUCAGAACAGAAACAAAAAAGUUUACGAAUCCAUGGUUGAAAUUUUACAAGACUAUCUAGGAAAUCCCAAAGCUUUGAGAGACAUUAGCCGUACUGUUUCAUAUACCCAAGAUUGUCUUGGAUUAUUAUAUGAACUCCCAUCCAAAGGAAAGGAAAUUGAAUAUGGUAAUAAGUACCAAACAAUAUCAACACUCAUAGAAAGCUUGAUUAAGCCAUUCUCAAGCGAAGCUACAAAUACUGUUCCAGGAAGGUUAUUCGCAUAUCUGAGCCAAAGCACGAGUAUCAACGAUUAUUUGAACUUUGUAAUGAACCUUUCAAAAUCUUGCGACAAAUGGAGAAUUCCAAUUGACUCUCACAUACUAUUUAUUUACAUGUUUACUUGGAACAAGAGAAAACCUCUACAAAGAGAGCAGUAUCUCCCUUUUGCAACUCGAAAAGGAAAAGAUGAUCCAUUCUUCUAUGCCAAAUCUCUUUUACCAAUACUAUUCUAUGCUCCAUUCGCAAUGUUUCAGGAUAUUAUUCUAGAACUAUUCCGAUCAGCCAUCACCUAUAAUGAAAAACGUCCACAAGAUGAAAAACGCCAACAAGACGACAAACGUCAGCAAGAUGUGGAAAAUCUAUGGCCUACUAUUGAUGAGCUCAUUCGAUUGGAUCAGGGUAAAGCUGAAGUUGCUUGUCGUUACGUACUGGACUCGAUUAAUGGAACCUUAAAAGAUCAAAAUAGUCCGAAUAUUAGAGAAAGAUUGACCACUGCUCUUUUUUUGUUUGAAGGAAAUCAUUUUCUAUUCUCCACUCCUUGA